AUGCCGGGGCCGGAUGUAAAGGCCAAUGACAAUGUUCUCGGAGAGAUGUCGACGGAGCCAACAGCAACAGUGCACAGCGGUGUUGAGGCCAAGACUGAGAGGAAACUAACUGUCCUUGAAACACAUGGCUAUGUCCUAGGUAGAACCAUUGGAUCCGGCUCGUAUGCAACUGUCAAGGUGGCCACCAGCGAUCGACACAAUUGUCAAGUAGCAAUAAAAAUCAUAAGCAAGUUUCAAGCACCCGGAGAUUAUUUGAAAAAGUUUCUACCGAGAGAAAUAGAAGUGGUUAAGGGAUUGAAGCAUGAAAAUCUGAUAAGAUUCUUACAAGCAAUCGAAACCACCCAUAGAGUAUACAUUGUAAUGGAGUAUGCCGAGAAUGGCAGCUUACUUGACAUCAUCCGAAAAGACCAGCAUAUCGACGAGAUGCGCGGCCGCCGCUGGUUCAAGCAACUUGUCGAAGCAGUCGAUUACUGCCAUGAGCGGGGUGUAGUUCAUCGAGAUAUCAAAUGUGAAAAUUUGCUGAUGGAUCACGGUCUGAACAUAAAACUAUCGGACUUCGGUUUUGCACGCGGCCACAUGAAACCUAAAAACGGAGUGUAUUCCCUUAGUGAGACAUUCUGUGGCAGCUACGCAUACGCCUCUCCUGAAAUCCUGAAAGGAGUCCCGUAUAGGCCUCAAGAUUCUGACAUUUGGAGUAUGGGUGUUGUGCUCUAUGCUAUUGUCUACGGACGUUUGCCUUUCGACGAUACAAACUACACGCAACUUUUGAAGCAAGUUCAAAAUAAAGUAUCGUUUCCACGCGAGCCGAAGGUAUCGACCGAGUGCAGAAAGCUGAUCACCAAAAUAUUGUCGCCACUGAAGGUGCGCGUCAAGAUACCGCAGAUCCUCGAAGAUCCCUGGCUCAACCCUAACCAGCCAGCAAAAGACGAAGAGGUGGACACCGCACAGGUGGUAUCGAAAAAGUGA
Molecule: messenger RNA, 966 nt
Organism: Diatraea saccharalis (sugarcane borer)
Lineage: Eukaryota; Metazoa; Arthropoda; Insecta; Lepidoptera; Crambidae
Source: the annotation of a GenBank genome assembly